GAGAAGAAGAAGAAGAAUAAGAUGAAGUGCAUGUUAAUGGCUAUUAUGGUUCUCCAAAUGCUCUUCUCCCAUGUCUCAUCUCUCCACAGAACCCAAUUCCCAUCAACAUUCCUCUUUGGAGCUGCUACUUCUUCUUAUCAGGUAGCACGCUACCUGCUUCAUUCAUUGAAAAGGUGAAUUAGGCUACAGGGGUGAGGCAUCGAGGGCCUCGUGAACACGAAAAAAAAAAAAAAAAAUGUAGAUAUAUAUAUAUAAAGAGGGCAAUUAAGGAAGGUCUAUCCAAGAGUCAAUCAGGAACUUGAGCCUGCGCACCACAGUUACUGGGUCAAACUGUAUGCCGCGAAAGAUAGCGUCGUUCCUAGCUUUCCAAAUGGUCCACCAGCACGCUGCUAACUCGGGAAAAAUCUUAGAUGGGAGCAAUGGAGAUGUCGCGGACGAUCAUUACCAUCUCUACACGGAAGAUGUUGAGUUGCUUGAUUACUUGGGUGUUAACUCUUACAGAUUCUCCAUAUCCUGGGCAAGAAUACUCCCAAGAGGUCGAUUUGGAGAGAUUAAUCUCGAAGGCAUAGCAUUUUACAGUAACAUUAUUGAUGCCCUUCUACUCAAAGGAAUACAACCAUUUGUAACCCUCAAUCACUUCGAUUUCCCUUACGAAUUGGAACAUCGAUACGGCGCAUGGUUGAGCUCCGAAAUCCAGAAAGAUUUCGCCUACUUUGCGGAAGUUUGCUUCAACGCAUUCGGCGAUCGCGUGAAAUUUUGGACCACAUUUAAUGAGCCAAACCUACUGAUCAAGUUCAGUUACAUGAUUGGAGUGUUUCCGCCGUGCCGAUGCUCUAAACCAUUUGGUAAUUGCACUUCUGGGGAUUCUGCAGUGGAGCCUUAUGUUGUGGCUCAUAAUGUUAUACUGUCGCACGCAACCGCAGUUGAUGUUUACAGAAGAAAAUAUCAGGCGAAACAAGGCGGUUCAAUCGGGAUAGUUAUUGCGACAAAAUGGUAUGAACCACUGAGGAAUAUCACAGAGGAUUAUGCAGCGGCGCAACGAGCUUUAUCUUUCGAAGCUGCAUGGUUUCUGGAUCCUAUAAUCAACGGCGAUUACCCUGCGGAAAUGCGCGACAUCGUAGGCUCAAAUUUACCCGAAUUCACACCUGCAGAGCAGAGGCUACUGGAGAGCAAAUUAGACUUCAUCGGAAUCAAUCAGUAUUCGAGUACUUAUGUUCGGGACUGCAAGUAUUCGUCGUGCCAGUUGGAUUUCUACGAAGGAAACGCGCUUGUCUUCGCGACUGACGAAAGAGAUGGAGUACCAAUCGGAAAACCGACCGCACUCUCGGGGAUUUUUGUGGUUCCAUACGGUAUCGAGAAGGUGGUCAUGUACAUGAAGCAAAGAUACAACAACACGCCAAUGUACAUCACGGAGAACGGUUAUAGCCAAAAAGGUGAUAGUAGCACAUCAAUGGAGGAAAUGGUAAAUGAUAUUGAAAGAGUUGAAUUUAUACAUGAUUACCUAAGUUACUUGUCCAAUGCCAUAAGGCAAGGAGCUGAUGUGAGAGGUUAUUUUAUAUGGUCUCUUUUGGACAAUUUUGAAUGGGCAUUUGGUUACACUAUAAAGUUUGGACUUUAUUAUGUGGACUUUGAUUCACAAAGGAGAGCUCCAAAGUUAUCUGCUGAGUGGUACAAAAAAUUUCUCAAUGGUUCAAAUUUACCAAAAGUUAAAGAAGAUGAUGCAAAAUUAGUGUGUUCCAGUUCAUAGUCAAGGUGUAGUUGCUAUGGUCUUUGAAAAGAAAAUAAAAAGUUGUAUAAUAGUGCUACAUAUUUGAGAGCAUAUCUAUUUCUCAGUAAUGAUAUAUCUUGUAAGUUACUUAGUUAUGCAUUAAUUAUUAUUUCUUAAUUUUUAUGUAA
This is a messenger RNA of Ananas comosus (pineapple), 1896 nucleotides long. Its product is annotated as beta-glucosidase 16-like. The record is from RefSeq and is a predicted model, not a curated record. The transcript has 12 exons. NCBI's taxonomy places the organism in Eukaryota, Viridiplantae, Streptophyta, Magnoliopsida, Poales, Bromeliaceae. Gene Ontology annotation, molecular function: beta-glucosidase activity. Gene Ontology annotation, biological process: carbohydrate metabolic process. The coding region runs from base 335 to 1747 and encodes 470 amino acids.